AGCCCCCGGUGGGCCCACGCCGUAAACAUACAAGAUGGCGGCGGCGGCGGCGGCGGCGGCGGCGCCUGGGGCCUUGGGCGCCUUGCAGGCCGGCCGCGCUCGCUUGGUGGCCGCUUGCUGUGCGCGGCUCGGCCCCGGGUGGAGGCUGCCCGGCUCCUUGACGGGCCCGCGGGUCGGCCCAGCGAUGUGGGCCCGGGGCUGGGCGCCCGUGGCCGGGGGCUCAGCCCCGCGGAGGGGCUACAGCUCUGAGGUGAAGACGGAGGACGAGCUGCGGGUGCGGUACCUGGAGGAGGAGAACCGAGGAAUUGUGGUGCUUGGAAUAAACAGAGCUUAUGCCAAAAACUCAUUCAGUAAAAAUCUGGUAAAAAUGCUCUCAAAAGCUGUGGAUGCUUUGAAAUCUGAUAAGAAAGUACGGACCAUAAUAGUCAGGAGUGAAGUUCCAGGGAUAUUCUGUGCUGGUGCCGACCUUAAGGAGAGAGUCAAGAUGAAUCCCAGUGAAGUCGGUCCUUUUGUCUCCAAAAUAAGAGCGGUGAUUAAUGAGAUCGCUAAUCUUCCAGUGCCGACGAUUGCAGCAAUAGAUGGACUUGCUCUGGGGGGCGGCCUUGAGCUGGCCCUAGCAUGUGACAUACGUGUAGCAGCUUCCUCUGCGAAAAUGGGCUUGGUUGAAACAAAGUUGGCAAUUAUUCCCGGUGGAGGGGGGACGCAGCGCCUGCCGCGCGCUAUCGGGAUAUCGCUGGCCAAAGAGCUCAUCUUCUCUGCCCGCGUGCUCGAUGGCCAAGAAGCCAAAGCGGUGGGCUUGAUCAGCCACGUUCUAGAACAGAACCAGGAGGGGGACGCCGCGUACCGCAAGGCCUUGGACCUAGCAAGAGAGUUUUUACCCCAGGGACCUGUUGCGAUGAGAGUGGCAAAAUUAGCAAUUAAUCAAGGGAUGGAGGUUGAUUUAGUAACAGGAUUAGCCAUAGAAGAAGCUUGUUAUGCUCAGGUGCAUUCUCCAGGCAGUGAGAGAGCAGGGCGCCCGGCAGGGGGAAUUGAGGUUGCCGAGGACAGCCCAAGACGUGGAGCUCGAGCUGUUGGGGCCAGACCCCAUCGUCCUGUUCCUGCAGCGCGAGGCCAGGAAGACAAGGCUCUUGAGGUGGACGCUUCAAUCAUUGAUAUCAGACUCUCCCUCUUUUCUAACGCAGGCACUGAAACCUGUAGAAGCCCCUUUCGUCACGGCCUUCGCGGCACCCCAUUUUGAUAUGAUGGAUUUUCACUACCACUUGGGCUUGAGAUAUUUUCUAAGUUAUUUGCAACUUCCUUUUUUAAAACGUGUGUUAUUUAGAAGUGUAUCCUUUAGUUUCCAAAUAUUGGAGGUUUUCCUGGAUACCAUUUAGCUAGUGAUUCCUAAUUUAAUUCGGGUGAGAUCAGAGAAUCUGCGUCAUGUACUUAACAGACCUUCUGAAUUUUUUGAGACUUGUGCCGUGUGUAUGUAGGUUUUUACGUGUACCUGAAAAGAAUACGUGAUGAUGUAGAAAUAGCAAUUAGGUUGAAGUAAAUGGCGGUGUCCAGUUCUACGUGCCUACGGACACUUUUUCGAACUGAUCGACACACUGCUGAGAGAGGAAGGUUAACAUCUCUUACUGUGAUUGUGCAAUUGUUUUUUUUUUCUUUUUCUAGAAAAUUAAGCAAAAUAAAAAAAGAAAGGGACUUCUUUCAUCUGAUAAAGGGCAUCUGUGAAAAACCUAGAGUUAAUACUAUACCUACUGUUGAAAUAGUGAGUACUUUCUCUCUAAGAUCAGGAAUCAGAUAAGGAAGCAUGCUCUCUCUUAUCACUGUAGUCAUCUCCCUAAGAACUAUGGCUGUAAAACAAAAAAAAAA
This is a messenger RNA of Herpailurus yagouaroundi (jaguarundi), 1857 nucleotides long. It is a transcript of the gene AUH, whose product is annotated as AU RNA binding methylglutaconyl-CoA hydratase. The coding region runs from base 35 to 1237 and encodes 400 amino acids. The transcript has 11 exons. The record is from RefSeq and is a predicted model, not a curated record. Gene Ontology annotation, molecular function: enoyl-CoA hydratase activity. NCBI's taxonomy places the organism in Eukaryota, Metazoa, Chordata, Mammalia, Carnivora, Felidae. Gene Ontology annotation, cellular component: mitochondrion. Gene Ontology annotation, biological process: fatty acid beta-oxidation.